Manacus vitellinus (golden-collared manakin) is the source of this 360-nucleotide messenger RNA. RefSeq names its product mitochondrial ribosomal protein L51 (gene MRPL51). The record is from RefSeq and is a predicted model, not a curated record. Gene Ontology annotation, biological process: translation. NCBI's taxonomy places the organism in Eukaryota, Metazoa, Chordata, Aves, Passeriformes, Pipridae. Gene Ontology annotation, cellular component: mitochondrial large ribosomal subunit. The annotation marks the transcript as partial. Gene Ontology annotation, molecular function: structural constituent of ribosome. The transcript is spliced from 2 exons.
CCCAUCCCCAUCAAGGAGCCGCCGAAGCGCAAGCAGGUGGACCGCUGGACGGAGAAACGGGCCUUGUUCGGGGUCUACGACUACGUGGGGAUCCUGGGCGGCUUCCAGAUCCACCCGAAGAAUCUCAUCAAGGGGCCCACGUGGCUGCGAGGCUGGCGGGGGAACGAGCUGCAGAGGUGCAUCCGCAAGAAGCAGAUGGUGGGCGAUCGGAUGUUUAUAGAGGACCUUCACAAACUGAACAAGAGGAUCCGGUACUUGUACAGGCGCUUCAAUCGCACCGGGAAGCACCGCUAGGGUUCAGCAUGUGGAGCGUGGGUUUGUGGCAUUGCAGUCAGAAUAAAGACAGCUUUCAUUCAGUUG